AUGCCCGUCCCGUUCAUCGGGCGACUCAACCUCGAGGACCUGAUAUGGAACCGAGUACUGACCCGAGUAGCCAUCUCGAGCUCAAUCCGCAAUGCGUCCGACUUUGUCGAUCUCUGCGCUACCUUUGGGUACACAGCCGAAGAACACGUGGUACAGACCGAGGAUGGGUACCUGCUUGGCUUGCACCGGCUGGCAUGGCGCAAAGGAGAGGAGAUGACCAAAGUCAACAGCGGUCCGAGAAGUGUCAAGAAACGCGUCGUGUACCUGCACCACGGCCUGUUGAUGAACAGCGAAGUGUGGGUUUGCCUGACGGACGAACACCGCGCCUUGCCAUUCGUCCUUGUCGAGAGGGGAUUCGAUGUCUGGCUUGGGAACAACCGGGGCAAUAAAUACUCCAAGAAGUCGAUCCGCUACUCGCCACAUUCCCUCGAGUUCUGGAACUUCUCCAUCGACGAGUUCGCCUUCCACGACAUACCUGACAGCAUCAGCUAUAUCCUCGAGACCACAGGCCAGCAGUCCCUCUCCUACAUUGGCUUCUCCCAAGGCACGGCUCAAGCCUUUGCCAGCUUGGCCGUACACCCCAAGCUCAACGACCAAGUCAACGUCUUCAUCGCCCUAGCACCCGCCAUGUCGCCGGCGGGGCUCUCCAACGGCGUGGUCGACACACUUGUGAAGGCCUCGCCGCAGGUCCUCUUCCUGCUCUUUGGCCGGCGCUCCAUUCUUAGCUCGGCCGCCAUGUGGGAGUCGCUCCUCUACCCGCCCCUUUUCACCAAGCUGAUCGACCUCGGUCUGUCGUUCCUCUUCAAUUGGCGCACCCAAAACAUCAGCACCUCGCAGAAACUCGCCGCCUACCCCCACCUUUACUCCUUUACCAGCACCAAGUCGGUCGUGCACUGGUUCCAGAUCAUCCGCACUAAGUCGUUCCAGAUGUACGACGAUGACGUCCACCCUCCCAUCAUCACUCCGCUUUCGUCAUCCACCAGCAGGCGGUACACAAAAGUGGCGCGAUACCCCACCCGCAACAUCAAGACGCCCAUCGUGUUGGUCUAUGGCGGCUCGGAUUCGCUAGUGGACAUCAAGGCUAUGCUCAAGGAGCUGCCGAGUCAGACAGUGGCUAACGAGGUGCCGCACUAUGAACACCUGGAUUUUCUGUGGGCGAGGGAUGUGGCCGAGAUGGUGUUUGACCACGUAUUUGACGCCUUGGAGAGCUUUACUGGAGCUGAGCAUACCAAGGAGGAGUAUGAGCGGUACCGGAUCAAGCGAGAGACUUCGUCGCUGGGAACGGGGAAGGGGGUUGGCAUCGGUGUCGGUGCGCGGAGGGGCAAGGGGCUACUGCUUGAGCUGCAUCAGCAGCCGCAUGGUCGCGGCCAUACGCGGGGAUUGAGCAGCGAUAUCAACGACAGCGAUGUCAGCACUGCCGUGGAAGGUGGGAGUAACAACGACGAAGAGGGAGACGGUGGUGCUGUUGAAGGUGUCUCGGCUGCCGGGCCCGGCGCUGAGACUGGCACGGUACAACAGCAGCAGCAACAGCAGGCUGCAGGAAGGGGUUUAACGGCUAGCCCGACGCCCUCAGUGCUCCAGCAGCAGCAGUUCCGUGACAGGCACGAAACACGCAUCCCCUCGCCCACCAGCGGACGGUUUGGCAUCGCCCGCCCGCGCAGCGCGCGCAGCAGUCUUAGCAGCUUGCCGGACGAGUUUGUCGGCCCUGCUGCCGUGGCGGCCCAGAUUCAGGCCUACACCCAGACCCAUCCCGGCCAGGGCAGCGGCACCAAUCCCCCCGGCCAGCAGCAUCAUAUGGUGACCGCCCCUCCGGUCUCGCCGCCUUCUUCUCGGCAUGGCCCUCCCGCGCAGCAGAAGACGAUGAGGUUCGGCGAGGCCGCCGCUGUGUCGGUGCCGGCGAGCCGCGGGAGGAGUGCGAGCGUGGGUGCUGCUUCAACUAUCAGCGGCGGGAGCGAUCUCGCGGUUGCCGUUGGUGCCGGUGCCGGUGUCGGUGUUGGUGCUGGACAUGGUGGCAGCGGGGGGGGCCUAACUACCCCGCACACUACUGCCGUCACGCCGCCGCCUAAGAGGAGGGGCACGGCGGGCGGAAGUCAGAUCGCUCUUAGUGAGUCGUUGAGAGGAGGCAGGGGGAUUAGCUUGGGAGCUAGUACGUUUUGA
Molecule: messenger RNA, 2157 nt
Organism: Canariomyces notabilis
Lineage: Eukaryota; Fungi; Ascomycota; Sordariomycetes; Sordariales; Chaetomiaceae
Product: alpha/beta-hydrolase
Exons: 3
Coding region: 1-2157 (718 amino acids)
Source: RefSeq, a predicted model, not a curated record